AAAGCGAAAGUCAGGGGCAGAAGUGAGAGAGCAGCUGGACGUGUUGCAGUGAAGAUGAACCUUCCCGGCCGCGGUGAAGCCUACCUGGCGAACAUGUUUUAAGUCUCCCCAGAGCUGUCAGAUGGAUCUGCGUUCCCCAUUAAUCUCUGUCUGCGCUAUCAUGAUCAGUCUGCUCGGAGCUGCGCUUCUUUCCAAUGGCGACCAAAACAAUUGUCAGUGUCCAGAAAUCCCUCUCAUAGAUCUGACAGAGCCACCAGGGACCUGCUUCCCAGUAAACAGCCAUUUUCGCUACAAAUGUAUAGAAGGAUACACGAGGGAGGCGGGAACAUCAAAUCUCAUCAGAUGCAAGCAAAGUGACAGUGGUCCUCUACAGUGGCUCCCGUCCCCACCCACCCUCAAGUGUAUACCUGAUCCAAAGAGGACCACAACACAACGACCAACCAUCAUAAUAACAGAGGGUUAUACUGAUAUUCCCCUUGACUCCACCAGUACCACCACAGUCACAGGGUCCACCAGCCAACGGACGAUCCAGAGUGUAAGCCCCUCAGCUUCAGUGACUGCAGAGACAAACAGCACAGAACCAACCUCACCUGGUCUGUGGACCCCGUCAGAUCACUCACUAAUAGGGAAGGUAGAUGGUAGGACAGAGACCCAAACCACGCAGCAGACAUCAUCAACCUCAACCACCACUGAGCCUUCGAACAGUGAAAGCAAUCUUCAGAUAGCCCGCAAUCUUGGCAGCACAACAACAGCGCUGAUCGGCUGUGCGUCAUUGGUAAUCGUCUGUGCUUUGAUCGGAAUCAGCUUCUUUUGUUACAGGAGGAGGUUAAAAAACGACAUCCCACCGCAGACAGCAGAAGAACGGAUACCCAUGAAUUGCGCUCCACCAGAGCAGGUGUCGUAGAGUUUGUUGACCUGCUGCUGACACACAGAGCAGCGACAGAGCCAUACCAGAGCUCGUGAGAUCAUCCCCAAGCACUGAAGAAAGGGACAAUCUGUUUGAUGUUGUAUGGGCAUUACCAGAAAGAAUAAUAGCUGGCUUGAUAUAGCAUUUGUUGUUUGCAUAUUCCCACAAGGAUGAACUCAUAACCCUUUACUAAGCUAAUCUCAACCAAGUGCGUGAAAUGCACAUAAGGAACUUUGAUUUUGAAGGGCCGUCGGUAGCGUAGUGGAAGGGGCAGCACCCCAUGUACAGAGACGAUGCCUCACUGCAGCGGUCGCAGGUUCAACUCCAGCUUGCGACCAUUUCACUCUGUCCUGUACAUUAAAGGCAAAUUUUCAUUUUGAAGACCCUGUGAUCGUCUGGUGCUACAACAGAUAGUGCUUUUUUUCUACCCUUGUAGGAUGUGUUUUUUUAUGUUUUUAUUGUCAUAAAAUCCUAUGAAAAUACCAAAAACCAACAAUGAAAUAAUCCUUCCAUUAAGUGCAGUCUGUUUAGCCAAAGCCUCAUAGUCUCAUGUAUCCUUUGUGCCAUGGAGCUCCAUUGUUCUCUGGACACAAUUAAAAACACAUAAAUGCACCAAACCUUUAUCCUGAGUUACAUGUUCCUUCAUCACAAUGCGCACUCCUGUCGCUGUAAACAGUUGAGGACCCAAAACAUGCAUCUGAAAACACAAUUUACUUAAGUAAAGUAUCCACCUUAUUCCUAGCCCCCAUGGUUCCUUGUGCGAAACAUGUGCACAACUUCUGGCUUUGAACUGAAACCGGCGAUUUCCAACAGUUUGUAUACAGUAGUCUAUUCUUCUUUCCAAGAGAAAUUGGGAAAGAAAAUGUGGAACACACCACCUGUUAUAGUUCAAACAGGAUUAUGUGAUCAUACCUCUGCAAACUCUCUGACAGCCAUCUCAAAAUAUUGUUGUCUUUUUUCCUUUUCAACCGAGCAUGCUAGCAAUUAGCUUGCUGUAGCUCCAUGUUAAGUGAAUAAAUGUGAUGUUUCCCUGCUAA
Messenger RNA from Epinephelus lanceolatus (giant grouper), 1944 nucleotides. RefSeq names its product interleukin 15 receptor subunit alpha (gene il15ra). The record is from RefSeq and is a predicted model, not a curated record. Gene Ontology annotation, molecular function: interleukin-15 receptor activity. Gene Ontology annotation, biological process: interleukin-15-mediated signaling pathway. Lineage: Eukaryota; Metazoa; Chordata; Actinopteri; Perciformes; Serranidae.